GUUAAUAUUUGUUGUUUUAAACAUUGCAGUCAAAUGAUUUUUAAACAAUCAAAAAAUGCCUUCUGUCCGACCGCUGGUGACUGUGGUGCGGGCCGGGCGGCAUAGCUAUUCAGCAGGACUACAGCUACAGCAACGUCUGGCGAGGUCCAACCAGAUCCUGCAUCCGCCAGCGGAGUUCCGAAACUACCUGGUGCUUCAGGAGCACGACCCGGUCUACACAGUCGGACUGAGGACAAAGGACUAUACGGCGCAGGAUGAAGACCGACUUCGCCGGCUAGGAGCAGACUUCCAUCGCACAGAUCGCGGUGGCUUAAUCACAUUUCACGGCCCCGGCCAGUUGGUGGCCUAUCCCAUUCUGCACCUGGGCCAGUUCAUGCCGAGCAUCCGCUGGUACGUGGCGACGUUGGAGCGGAUGGUUGUCGAGGCCUGCCACCAGAUGGGCAUUCCCAGUGCCAAGGCUACCAAGGACACCGGUAUCUGGGUGGGUGACAACAAGAUCUGUGCCAUCGGUAUCCACGGCUCGCGUUACGUCACCACGCAUGGAAUCGGCCUCAAUUGCUGCACGGAUCUGCAGUGGUUCGAGCACAUUGUGCCCUGCGGAAUCGAAGGCAAGGGGGUCACCUCGCUCAGCAAAGAGCUGGGCAGACAUUUCCCUGUCGAGGAGGCCAGUGGCGCACUCCUCAAUAGUUUCGCUAAAGUUUUCGAAUGCCGACUUCAGGAACAGGCCACAAUUCCAGCAAGUGCUGCUGAAAUCUGUUAAUAUGGUUAUUUUGAUACAUAUUACGUAUAAAGCACCGCCAAGGUAAUUUCAACAUCUAUAAAUUAAGAACGCAUAAAUACAAAUUUGCUGGCCUUGUGUUAUCUCAACCUUAACGAAAUGGAAAUGUGUAAACUAGAUUCAAGUAUUGCAUAAAAUAUUAAAAUAAUAAUAUAACUAUAUACAUA
This is a messenger RNA of Drosophila sechellia, 945 nucleotides long. It is a transcript of the gene Lipt2, whose product is annotated as Lipoyl(octanoyl) transferase 2. Gene Ontology annotation, molecular function: lipoyl(octanoyl) transferase activity. NCBI's taxonomy places the organism in Eukaryota, Metazoa, Arthropoda, Insecta, Diptera, Drosophilidae. The record is from RefSeq and is a predicted model, not a curated record. Gene Ontology annotation, biological process: protein lipoylation. The transcript has a single exon. The coding region runs from base 56 to 760 and encodes 234 amino acids.